AUGAAUAUAGGUGCUCAACGUAGCCUUUUUAAUACGAUUGCUGCUGAAAGUGUUCAUUUAGCACUAUGGUCAUCUAUUAUGAGUGUUGGUAGUGGCCUAGGUGAAAUUUUUAUUAAUCAUGAUGCUCGUAUGCAUAUUGAUGGUGAACAUGCAAUACCACAAUUGAUUGCAGCACAUAAACGAUCGAAAUAUUUAACAAAUUUAUUGCUAAUAAUAAGUGGGGUUUCAGGCGCAUUAACUUAUCAACAAACAAAAGAUAAUUAUUGGCUUAUUGGCUCGGGUUUAAUGUUUGCUGGAAUUCCAUAUUGUGUAUUGCUUGAAUAUCCAGUUACUGAACAACUUAAAUUUUUAACACUUGAUGCUAAGUCAGAAAAAACAAAAACAUUAUUGGCUGCAUGGGGUAAUAUUCAACUUGGUAAAUUAGCAUUAGCCUUUGGUGGAGCAACAAUCUUUUAUUGGUUUGCUCGUCGCUGA
Rotaria socialis is the source of this 474-nucleotide messenger RNA. Lineage: Eukaryota; Metazoa; Rotifera; Eurotatoria; Philodinida; Philodinidae. The record is from the annotation of a GenBank genome assembly.